AUGAAAACCGAAGAGCACGUGGUGCCAUCAAGACCAAAUCUCAGUUCUUCAUUUGAAGUUUCUGAUGAUGAUGAUGAUGAUGAUGAGAGUGAUAGUGAUGCCGAUGGUAUGGAUUUUCGUAUGUUUGUGCCGACGAAGGAGCCAGUGAAUGUGGCUGUGAUUUCUCCAGCUGAGACAGAAAAGGAAAUGAAGAUUUUUAAGAAACAAAACGACCCUAUGCCCGAACAGAUGGAAAUUCUUAUUGACAAAUUACAGUCAACUACAAGGAAUCCUCUCCAAGCAGUUUCUGUUACUUCUGAGUCUCCAUCUGGGAGUGAUAAAGACAAUUCAAAAGCCUCUCUGCUGCCACGAAAGCAAAAACAUAGAGAUCCAAGGUCGAGAGUACUUUUUUACUAA
Lactuca saligna is the source of this 396-nucleotide messenger RNA. The record is from the annotation of a GenBank genome assembly. Lineage: Eukaryota; Viridiplantae; Streptophyta; Magnoliopsida; Asterales; Asteraceae.